This is a messenger RNA of Tilletiaria anomala UBC 951, 4346 nucleotides long. RefSeq lists its product as uncharacterized. Gene Ontology annotation, biological process: endosomal vesicle fusion; intracellular protein transport; vesicle-mediated transport. Bases 398 to 4114 code for a protein of 1238 amino acids. Lineage: Eukaryota; Fungi; Basidiomycota; Exobasidiomycetes; Georgefischeriales; Tilletiariaceae. The transcript has 6 exons. Gene Ontology annotation, cellular component: cytoplasm; fungal-type vacuole membrane. The record is from RefSeq and is a predicted model, not a curated record.
CUAUGAGCCAUCACGAGCAACCGCUAAAUCCUCUUUCAUUCUUUCCAUCUAAUGCUGAAUUUUCGUCGGCCACUUUACGGAGCUGAGUAUACGUAGCACGAGCGUCACAAGGACCUGAUUCGCAUUUUGCACGGUGUCGGCGCCGCCAGUGGCCCCCUGAAUAGGUCCUAUGAGCCUUCACUUGUAAUUGCGUCAGGUCUUCAACUCAACCUUGCAAGGCGAGAUCAUCCCCACAGAGCUGCACUACGACAUGGGGAUUGUUGCAAAAGCAGCAAUGCAACUACGGUGACACAAGGUCAGCGCUUCAUUGCCGGAGUGCCCGGCCGUUCUUCUGUUGUGGUAGGCCAGCAAUUGCAAGCCCGACGUCCUACUCGACAUCCUCGCUGCAUACAUCACUAUGCACGUAGCCUUGAGUCCCAAAUUAGUCCUGCAAGGGCUCAAAGAGCAACCUACUGCUCUUCUGGUACAUGGAGGCAAGCUCUUCGUCGGCACUUCGACGGGCUCACUUUUGGUGUACUCUCUUCGUGAAGAUGGUAGCGAUGCUGAGGUUGUGGAGCAUAAGAAGACGUUUUCGCCAAAGGGAAAACCAAUCGAUCAGCUGGCAGUCAUCAAGGAAGUCAAUAUCUUAAUCAGCCGAAGCGAUGCUUCCAUAUGGAUGCAUAGCCUGACAGAUCUUGAACCUUCAGGUCCAGCACCAAUUCCUCAAAGCAAAGGUGCCUUGACAUUCACUCUGGAUACGUCAGUGCAAAAGCGCCCUAAGUUGGGUCAUGAUACUGCCAAUGUCGGCACAAUUGGGCAAAGCACCCUACGGAAAGGGGCGGCCUACCGCGUGGGAGGAACGAUUCGAAAAGGCGGCACGCUCAACUCCAAGAUAGUCGCAAGCCUCAGAGGCAUGGAUCAACUUGCGCAAGAGAAGGAAGCGAAAAAGAAACAGCUCCGGGAGGGUGCAUUGGGCUUGGGUCAGGACUCUGGCAUCGAAGACGACACGGAAAUGACUCUCGUUUCUGUCCUUGCCAUCGGUCUGCGACGAAAACUGAUAUUUCUACGCUGGGUUGAUGGCGAGUUCUGGGACACCAAGGAGAUUGCACUCCCUCAUUCCCCACGGUCGAUAGUCUUCUCGACCCCCACAAGCCUUUUCAUCGGUUACUCUCUAACAGAUUACGCGACUCUAAGGGUUCCUCUGGCUGCAGAGUCAUCUGUUGCCUGGAUUUACCGUCAAGAUACGAUCUCCACGUCGCGUGGAAUUCCAGAAUCGAGCACGGCUGGAAAAUUGGUGGACGUGGUGGAGUGGGACGAAGCAAAGGAAAUCUCCUUGCCAUCGCUUCCUAUUGGCACUGUCAAUCAACAACAGGACAUAUCAACAGCCAGUGCUGGCGGAUAUGGGGUAGGGCUAGGUGCCGCCUUUGGAUCGAUUGGCGCAUACGUGGGGAUGAGCGGAGGCCGCCAGCGUGAUCCCAGGGUCAUCUCAAUCGAUGAAGAAGAGCUCUUGAUUGGAAGAGAAACGAUGGGAAUAUUUCUCACUGCGGAAGGGAAGCCAAGCAGACGAGAUGGCAUCGAUUGGCCCACGACACCAGAAAGCACGGUCUUUCUACGGCCGUAUAUUCUCUCAGUGCUUCCGCCUACGGGCGCGUCUUUUUCCUCUAAAUUGACCUUCAAUUAUGGCGCGGGCGCGCCUGCGACGAGUAAGACAACAAUCCAGGUAUUAUCUGCUCGCACGUUAGCAGAAGUGCAGAAUCUUACUCUACCCACUGGAGCUCCUGAUGAAAAAGAUGCGACUACCCAGGUCCGGCUUAUUCAUCUUCCGACACUUUCUGCUGGUGGCAAGCCUCCGCUCUACAUUGUGUCGAGCCCAGCAGAUCGCAGCAUCCUGGAAAAAGAUGGCGUCAUGAUUUGGCGCUUGGAAAUGGAACAUUGGGGAACUCAGAUUGACGAGCUAGUCCGCAAAGGUGGAUUCGAGGAAGCCCUUGCCCUGCUCGAUAGCAUCGACCAGAUCAUCCUUGAAGACAAAGAGCAGCGGCGGAUACAGGUCCAGAACCUUUAUGCCGUCCACCUCUUUUCAACGCAGAAAUUCGACGAUGCAAUCGAGAUCUUUCUAGCACUGGACACAAACCCAGCUCAGGUGCUCACUCUAUACCCUGAGGAGAUUUCUGGCGCCUUGUCGCAUCCACGCUCCCAGUGGUUCAGUGUCUUUGGCGCAGAAGAAAACUACGAGAUUGAUCCUCUGCCCACAGCCAAGGGCACGGUGGAUGCUACGGAAUCCUCGAUCGAAACCAUUGGCUCCGUUAUUCCUGCACCAAGUCGAGCCUCACCGCGAGGCACGCCUAUCCUGCGAGACCGAAGCCGGCUUGGCUCGUUACUCGCCGGGAGACGCCCUCAGAGCAUCUAUGGCGAUCAACUGACGCAGCAGGUGCCACAACAGUUUUCUCCGACAUCCACGCCAUUGGGUUCCAGUCCGAAUCAAAUCGCAUCAGUAAGUCCAUCGAGGGCUGGCAAGGUCAUCGGAAAACCCUUUGCUCCUGAGGACGAUGAUGCUGGGAGCGUCCGUUCCUUCAACUCAGUAAUGACGACCCGCCGCGAGAAGAAACUCCUGAAGGACGAUGCUUUCCGUGCAUCGUUGGAUGCACUCGGCAAGUUUCUUGCGGAUCGACGGCGGAUCUUCAAGCCACUUCUCGAAUCCCACCCAGAAUCGCACGUUGCUCAAAGCAAAUCUCAAGAGCAUCGUGACGUAUCUCAAUUACUUGCAAUUCCGUCCGCUCCAUUGUCGACGUUGACAUUGGAUCAGCUCUCCGAUGUUGCCCAGGUGGUGGACACUGCAUUACUCAAGACAUUCCUGGAGAUGAAGCCGGCUCUUAUCGGCCCCUUGUGCCGGUUGGAGAAUUGGUGCAAAGUUGAAGAAGUUGAAGAGCUGCUCCAGGAGCGGAAAAAGGUCUCUGAGCUGAUAGCGCUGUAUGGUGGCAAGGACAUGCACAUGAAAGCAUUGAAGCUACUUCGAAAAUCCGGGCAAAAGGAAGGGGACGAGGCGGAGCGUUUGGGGCCAACAAUACGAUAUCUUCAGAAUUUGGACCCAAAGCACAUCGAUGUCAUCUUGGAGGCCGCUCAUUGGGUUCUCGAUGAGGAUACAGAUUUGGGUCUUGAGAUUUUCACGGCGGACACCGGGAAAGUCUCAUCCUUCCCACGCUUCGCCAUCGUGGAGGAUUUGGAGCAAUUUUCACCGUUGCUCUGCAUCCGGUACCUUGAAUUUAUUAUUGGGAGCCUCAACGAGAGCGAACCAUCUCUGCACGAAAAGCUGCUCUUCCUCUACCUUCGUCGGGCAACAGAACUGAGAAAGUCUGGAGAGCAAGAGGAAAGGGCCGCAUUGCUGAAGAAACUGCUUGCUUUCGUGGAAAUUUCUCGACAGUACGGCGCGGAGUGUGUGCUCGGGCGCUUGCCGCCGGCGCAAGAAGACCUAUAUGAAAUCCGUGCAGCUUUGCUCGGACGAUUGGGCAACCAUGACGCUGCACUUAGCUUGUAUGUGCAUGUCCUCAAGAAUGUCCACCAGGCGGAAGAGUAUUGCAAGCGCGUGUGGACUACCCGAGAGUCUCGAGCGGACAACGACGUCUUUUUGACCUUGAUCAAAGUCCUUCUCCGGCCAGAUGGAGCAAAUGGGCAAGAUUCAUCUCGGCAAGCGCAAUCAGAAUCAUCAGCAGCAGAGACUCCAGGACUACCUGUGCUUGACGAAGCGAUCAGAAUCAUCGUACGACACGGAGCGCGCAUCGAUGCGGUCGCAGCUUUCGAGCUCCUGCCACCGAUGGUGCCCAUGCAGUCGCUUGAGGCAUUCAUGUCGCGCGUCCUCCAGAUCACCACGGCUGAAAGGCACGACGCGGGGGUUGUAUCUUCUGUGUUGAAGGCGAGAGAUCACCAGCUGGACCAUGGUCUUAUGUCUCUCAAGUCCAAACAUGUCAAAGUUACGGAGACCAGAAUUUGUCCGCGCUGUGGCAAGAAGCUCGGCAACUCGGCCGGUAUCACAGUGAAACCGAUCUCGGGCAUUGUGACGCAUUACUUUUGCCGCGAGGACGGAGCAACUGCCGACGAUGCUCUUGCUCGCAGGAUGCGAUUGCGAGAUCUGUACCUGUAGUCGCAUUCAUUGCUAUGCUACAUCGCAGCAUGUCUAUGCUCCGAGGUUCAAUUGGCUGUUUCUCCUGGCACCGUGUCCACUUCUCGUGUUGUCAUAUUGCUUGCGUCAUUAUCACCAUCGCCACGUGGUCUUGCGACUGUCUUUGCCUCCAUCGACGCUGUAACGGAUGGUGGCUCCUUGGUCUUGUCCUCACGCGCCACACCUUGCGUGAUACACGUUUGAUAGUUGUAUU